AGUUUACCUUAAGUGUGAAUUGGUUGUGAACAUCAUUUGUAUAUUGAAGCCGAAAAAGUCAACAUCUUUCAUGAUCAUCAAUUCAAGGUUCAAUUGAAUUUGCAAAUGAAUAAAAUGUGUUUAAUUGUGCUUUAAGUCAACGCUAUUCAACAUCUAAAUGCAAUUGACGAUCGUCGCUUGCAAAGUGAUUAAACGAGAAAAUCAAAUUGAUUAACUUCCAUAAAAGAUUCUGUGUUAACAGUGUUUACCUGUGAUUAUUGACCCUCAUCAUGUAUACCAAUAUAAAGUGUCUACUCAAUGUGAUCUUAAUCAAUUACCUGGCCAUUUGUGUGUUUGCACAAACCAACAACAUUACAAAAGAUUGUUCUGAAGGUCAAUGGAGAUUUGAAUUAAUCACUGGCCAUGUAUUUACUUCACCUUCUGAGACAAUGACCAUGGUUCCAGGAACUUUACAGUUAACCGAUUGUAUUGCCUACUGUAAUCGAAGUGAAACUUGUAAAGCAAUCAACUUCGAAACUGGACUUUGCAUCAUUUUAACUUCAAGUGCUCAAUCUCAACCAUCGGCUUUAACGACUUCACAGUUUCCUGUUUUCACUAUUUAUGCUCAAAAAGUUUGCAUUACAGAGCCAAAUUUAUCUUUAUGUGACCGUCCAUGGCUAUUUGAACGAGUUAUUGGUUAUGAGCUGAGAAAGUUUGAAAAGAAAAGAGUUAAAGUAGAUUCCAGGGAAAAGUGCAUGGCCAUGUGUUUGAACGAAAACGGGUUCACUUGUCGAUCUGCCAAUUACGACAACAAUACUGGAGAGUGUAUCAUGUCCGAUAUGGAUAGACACACAAUCUCAUCGAAUGGACCAACUGCUUCAGGUUUACCCUCAUCUCAUCGUUACUUUGUACCAGCAUCAGUACCUGGAAUAGAUUAUCUUGAGAAUAAUUGUGUUCAAGAUCCAAAGAAAAUGUGUGAUUUCAAGGAAAUUAAAGGAAAGAUAUUGAAAACUGUGGAUCAUGUUCAUUUAAAUGUAAAGACUGUCGAUGAAUGCAAAGCAAAGUGCCUUGAAUCACCUUAUCGAUGCUUCUCCUUUGACUUGGGCGAUCCUUCAAACUCCGUCUGUCGAACCAGUCAUCUUGAUCGAUCCUCUUUGACUCACAUUGAAGAUCCUUAUUUGAAUAUCCCUGGAUCAAUGACUUAUGAAUUGUCUUCCUGUUACAACAUUACAAUUGUUUGCAAAGCAAAGGAAAUGGUUGCUUCGGUUCAAACAAGCAAAGUGUUUAAUGGCAAAAUAUACGCCAAAUCAAAGCCAAACUCGUGCGUUUCCGACAUUAAAAACAGCCUAGACUUUGAGAUUAUCAUGCCUUACCAUGACCUCAUGUGUGAUGUUAAACAAGAAAACUCGGGAAAGUUCAGCAAUGAUAUAAUUAUUCAACAUCAUGACAUGAUUGUGACAACACUUGAUAAAGGCCUUUCCGUCCAUUGUAACUACGACCUUUCCAAUCGAUCCAUUUCCAAUGUUGCUUUGGAUGUUGAUGAUGAUGUGGCAACUCGUGAAGAUUGGAUGAACAAUGUUCACUCGGCAACCGUCGCAGCACCCAAUGUCACCAUGAAAAUAACCAAUCAACAAGGAUUCGAAAUUGAAUCGGCCAAUGUUGGAGAUUCUCUUUCCCUUCGAUUUGAAGUAUUGGAAAAGUCAAGUCCAUAUGAGAUUUUCGUUCGUGAACUCGUGGCGGUUGACGGUGUUGAUAGUUCAGAGAUAUUGCUCAUUGAUUCAUCAGGUUGUCCAACUGAUGCAUCCAUCAUGGGUCAAAUGGGUCGAGUCGAUGGAUCAGGCCAAGUGCUAUCAGCAUCAUUCGACGCCUUUAAAUUCCCGACAAGUGAUAUCGUCCAGUUUAGAGCCUUGGUCACUCCAUGUUUGCCCAACUGCGAACCCGUUCAAUGUGAAGUCAAUGGACUUGAAGGUCGCCCUGGUGAUGUCCUUUCAUACGGCAAAAGACGAAGACGAUCCUUAUCAUCCUUGGCAUCGCCAUUAACUGAGACCAAGAACUCUGACGAGGAAGAAAUGGUUGUUGUGCAAACAAUCAAAAUCGUUGAUACAUUCAACAAUCAAAAAGGUGAUUCCAAGAAAAGUGGAUCCAAAAAGGUAAUCCAAAAAGGAUCAACUUCCAAUCAGAAUGUAAAGAACUUUAAAGAUGAAAAUGUAGAUGAAGAAACAAAUGAAGUAAACUUUGAUUCAGAGAAGCGAGUUAAUCGUCGAAACUUGGAUUCACCUGGUUGUGCCUCAUUCCUUGGCUUAAUCAUGGCCUGUUCAUUAUUCCUGAUCGCUCAGUUGUUCCUGAUUCUAGCUUGGUGUCUCAUUUGGUGGAGAAAACAAAAGAAAGGAUUUCCCUCAUUUUCACCUCAACUAACACCAACAAACUCAUCAACUUUACCUUAUUUCAAUUCUCAUCAUCAUCACCAUAACCAGCCUCAUCAGGGUAAAUCAUCGCCAACCUCAUUGAACAAAUUUUUAAUAUCGCCCAAUCGCACUGGAAGCAUCGGAGGUCAUUCGCUUUUAUCCAAUUCAUCUUCGCACUCAUCUUCAUCUUCAGUUGCCAACAAAACGAAACAAUCAAAUAGAUCAACAUCGCAAACCCAAUCCAGUUACGGAGCUCACUAUUUAACUCCAUUCAGUUCAUAUCACAGGAAAUUCGCUGAACCCAGGAAAACAGCAGUUGAUAUGUAUUCAUCAAUGUCACAAUUAUAUCAAUGAAUUAACAUUAAUUAGGUAACAAAUUGAUCGGCUUGAUUCGUCUUGUUCACCAUAAACAGAGAACCAGAAAAUUGAGUUAAAAGGAUAAACAAAAUGAGCAGAUAAACACAAAGAGAAGCAACAAGAUAAUUGAGUUCAUUUGAAUCAUUUCAUUUCCUGUUAUUUAUCAUUCACUUUACCCACAUCAUAUUCACUCUCAUUAUCAUCAUCACCAUCAUGUCCAUUGAACAAUUAUUUUUUCACCUGAA
This is a messenger RNA of Tetranychus urticae (two-spotted spider mite), 2986 nucleotides long. RefSeq lists its product as uncharacterized. The record is from RefSeq and is a predicted model, not a curated record. Gene Ontology annotation, biological process: anatomical structure morphogenesis. NCBI's taxonomy places the organism in Eukaryota, Metazoa, Arthropoda, Arachnida, Trombidiformes, Tetranychidae.